AUGGGUCAACACAUCGGAGACCGCUUACAGAUACCGUUCAAGGAAAAUCAGAAUGGGUAUUCAAAACCGACAACGCUGGUAGCUAUCACAGCAAAAAUGUAAGAAAAGUUUUUGCAGCCUCAAAAUAUAGAUUUUUCCAGAUUGUCAACAAAUCACUUACUGUAUCUACACUACAGUCCUCGAUCUAUAAAAUUCUAAAAUUAAAUGGAUUAAAGUGUGUCGGAGAUUUUCUGCAGAUUCCGAUCAAAAAAGGUUGAUAAAAAUUCGAAUAUUCAAAACCGACAACGCAGCAAACUAUCAUUGCAAAAAAUGUAAGAACCUUUUUCUCAAAAAUUGUUGCAACUUGAAAAUAUCGUUUUUUUCCAGAAUUUCAAUCAUCACUGUAUCUACACUACAGUACUCGUUCUCCUCCAUUCGAUUUUCAUAUUUGAUGGCUCCAAAUUCGGAGACCUAAUGCAGCUUGGUCCCAAAGUUAGAUGUAAGAUUUUCUUUUCGACUUCCCUUACCAAUUUCAGUAUUUUCAGACCUCAAUUUCUCCACAAAACACUGGGAAAUGUUCUACAUUAUUAACAUCCGAAAGUGAAACAAAUCUUAAUUUUCACAAUUAUUGUCUCAAUAAAAAUUUAAGAAAUUGCCAAAACUCAUUGUCAUUCAAAAUCAGCCCCUGCUCCAAUUUCCCAACAAAAAAAAACACUCUACACAAAAAAUGCGCCAGCUGGCCGGAAACUGGCGCAUUUUUUCUUUGUGUCAUAAACAAGCGUCCUGCUUUUAUUAUUUAGUCUAACUUCUCUUCUUUCUCACAAUUCUAGUGACAAUUAUUACUGUAUCUAAAUUACAGUACUAUAUAUUUUUCAAACGAGGGUUUUUGAAAUCGAAACUCAAUUAUUGAAUGGGUGCAAAUUUUGGGAAAUUUUUUUUUAAAGUGUGUUUUUUUUUAAAUUAUUUUUUAAAUAAUUUCUUUUUAUUUUUCAGGAGCACCCUAUGAGCUAAGUUUCCGCACAAAAAUUAAAAAAAUUGGAAAUGAAGUAAGGAUUUUUUUUGAACUCGAAAAAAACACCCAAUGUUUCGCAUACCUUGACGACAUUUUAAGAUUUAGAACAUCGAAGCAUCGCAUAACAAAAAAAUGUAAGAACAAUUCACUGAAAAGUUUUUGCAUUCUGAAAAUAUUGAUUUUUUUUCCAGAAUUCCAUUAAACUUACUGUAUCUACACUACAGUACUUUUUCUACCAAAUUUUGCAAAGUAAAUGGAUCGAAACCACAAAGAAGUAAGAUUUUCUAAUCAAAAAAACUUUUUUUCAUUUCAAUUUUUCAGGUAAGUUAUAUACCGGAAAAGAAACCCACAAGAUCCCAUUCAUAUCAAAUUACACAAUCCAAAAGCCGAGAAAUUCAAGGAUUCCAUUGGCAAGCCGAGAAGAAGUAAGGAACCAAAUCGACAUAAUGAUAAAACAAGGAAUCUGUGAAAACUUGAAAACAGAAAAAUGUAAAAUAUUUCGACCCAGGUUGCGGUAAAACAUUUGACAAAUUAAAAAAAGUAAGUUUUUGGAAAAACCUUGUUCUGAAGAUAUUUUAAUCUUUAAAAAGAGUAUAUAUUUUCAGGUUCAUUCGGAUUACUGUAUCUAA
Molecule: messenger RNA, 1620 nt
Organism: Caenorhabditis angaria
Lineage: Eukaryota; Metazoa; Nematoda; Chromadorea; Rhabditida; Rhabditidae
Source: the annotation of a GenBank genome assembly